AUGGGUUUCCUGUUCUCGAAAUUGAUCAGAAAUAUUGUCAUCGCCUAUGUGAUAUUCAGUGGUGUUCAGUAUUUGCUUCGAUCGAAGACGUACAACAUUUCGCCCAGGGAAUUCCGCAAUAUUGCAAGCAAAGCACAAGGAGCAAACAAUGUGGCGUCUGCUCUGAGUCGUCUUACAACCGAAUUGCGUAGCAAGUACGGUCCAUUCAUCGCUGCCGACACUCAGUGGCUAGCCUUGAACUUGGGUCAUAUGCCAAUAAGGGCGAUGUUUCUUCAUGCAUCUAUUACUGAAUUCAUUGCUGUCUUCGGUACACCUUACUCGGUAACGGGAAGAAUCGGCAUGCAUUGGUCGAACAGCACUUGUACGGUAUUGACUGGAACCGUGGGCCGGGUUUCUGAUGUGGGCCCCCUACCAAACAAGGAAACCUUCAGUGAAGGUAUGUUUCGAAGAGGCAAUUUCCGUCACGGACAAUUUGAGUCACAUAUUUACGCUUUCGGAACAGACACGUACGUCGUUUGCUAUGGUACGUUCUUUUCUCUUCCUUUAUUGAGACGUGGUCUCGUGCCGGUUUCCGGUCUCUGGGCUGCAACUGGUGCCCUUUCACACGGUGAACCGCUUUCAUUCUGUCGUCUGGUCUACGCGUACGGCCAUGAAGCAUUCCACCAGUUAAGUCUAUCCCUUACCAAUACUUUCAACUACUACAAGUCGAAAGCAACAGGAAAAACGGAAUUGUGA
Molecule: messenger RNA, 735 nt
Organism: Ostertagia ostertagi
Lineage: Eukaryota; Metazoa; Nematoda; Chromadorea; Rhabditida; Trichostrongylidae
Source: the annotation of a GenBank genome assembly